Chelonia mydas (Green sea turtle) is the source of this 6597-nucleotide messenger RNA. RefSeq names its product insulin like growth factor 2 (gene IGF2). Gene Ontology annotation, molecular function: hormone activity; growth factor activity. Gene Ontology annotation, cellular component: extracellular region. The record is from RefSeq and is a predicted model, not a curated record. The coding region runs from base 239 to 907 and encodes 222 amino acids. The transcript has 4 exons. NCBI's taxonomy places the organism in Eukaryota, Metazoa, Chordata, Testudines, Cheloniidae.
AAAGAAGGGGCAGUGAGUGCUCUCAGCCUGUCUCCUCAGUUGUGGAGCAGCUAAUUGAGACUAUAGCUGCAGCUGGGAGAACCAAGCCCCACCAGCUCAGACUCUUGGAAAAGCAAGAACAAGCCAAGAGACAGCAAAGCAAAACCAGCAACAUCCUCGUAAAACAGGGACUUGACACACCAAAAACCUCCCCCCCCCCCCAAAUUAAACUAAACAACAAACCAAGCAGGACAGAAGCAUGUCAGGAGCAGAGAGAUACAUGGAUGAAUGCUCCAGCCACCCAGCCUUACUCCAGGUCUGCACACAAGAAGUUGAAAGUAGCAGUGGAAGUUUAAAGGUGCAGAGGAUGUGUGCUUCUAGGCGGAUACUGCUGCUCGCGCUCACCUUCCUGGCAUACACGGUGGACUCCACGUCGGCAUAUGGCACUGCUGAAACGCUCUGUGGUGGGGAACUAGUAGACACACUGCAGUUUGUCUGUGGGGACAGGGGCUUCUACUUCAGUAGACCCGUGGGACGAAAUAACAGAAGAUUCAACCGUGGCAUAGUGGAGGAGUGCUGUUUUCGGAGCUGCGACCUUGCUCUUUUGGAAACAUACUGCGCAAAGUCUGUUAAGUCUGAGCGGGACCUCUCGUCCUCUUCUCUUGUGGUCCUGCCAGCACUAAGCAAGGAUAGCUUUCAAAAACCCUCGCAUGCCAAGUACUCCAAAUAUGAUGUGUGGCAGAAAAAGAGCUCACAGCGCCUACAACGGGGAGUUCCCAGCAUCCUCCACGCUCGCAGGUACCGGUGGCAAGCCGAAGGGUUGCAAGCAUCUGAUGAAACCAAGGUGCAUCGUCCCCUCAUCUCCCUGCCCAGCCAGAAGCCCCUGGUAGUGCAAGUUUCCUCAGAAACAUCAGGGAACCGGAAAUGAACUGUGAAAUGGAUUCUAUAUUUUUUUUUUUUAAAUCUCCUGGGGGGGACUUUUGAGGCCUAACUUCCCUAGCCCUUAGCCCUCUUGGCUGCGAAGCGAGAGGGAUAUCGCCUUUCCACCCAGAAGCAAUAAAAAGGGGGCACUGUAACACCAUUUUAAAGAGAACCAAACAACUGACAUAGUGAGAAUGGGAUUACAGCAUUGUCAGCAACAACAUAAUUUCUGUGGCAUUGUCCUUUAAGCAUUAAAGUGUUUUUUUUUAAACUUCUGUUUUGUUUUGUUCCCCUAUCUACCCAGUAUUUUCAAGCCCAUACUUAAAAGGGACCGUUUGGCACUUGAACUGUUUUAAUAUUGGGCAGGGCAUGACAUCCCACGUGCCAGCAGCAGAAUGCAAAAGAAAGAGCAAGAAAAAAGAAUACGAAAUUGAAAAACAGAAGAGUCCAUUCCAUGUCUUUCUUGACAAGAAAGUGAAAAAAAUGGGGCAACAUUUAUUUGGAGGGGUUAAAUUUUUUCUCAUUCCCACCCCACUUUUUUGUUUGGUGUUUUUCUUGUUUUUGUAAAGAGCAAUUUUUGUUGUUGUUUGCACCUUUACUUAAAAACAAACAAAAAAAGUAACUGAGAAGAAAUUCCAAGAAGACCCAUCUGAAUUUAUUUGUGUGUGUAUGUGCUUAAUUACAAGAUUCCAAAUCGACUUGCACCUUUUUAAAAUCAUGGAUGAAGUGUGAGAAAGAGGUAAAGGAAAGGGGGGAAAAUAAAAAAGAGGAAGUGAACUGAUGUUCACUUUAAAUAGAGGAGGCGUCUGCAUUGCACAUUUGCCACGGAUUUAGUUGAUUUAUAUAUAUAAUAUAUAUAACUUUUUUUGGCAAAAAGCACUAUUUUUAUGGGACAAUUUUUGUGUAGUAUCUGAAGAGGGAUUGUAAUGUUUAAAAUGUGUUAUGGUGCUAAAGUAAGUUGGAAGGGGGGAAAACCCAGAAAUAGCAGGGGGUGGGGUGGGGUGGGGUGGGGAGGGAAGGACAAGAUAUUCAAUACUGAACUUGAAAUUGUAGCUUUUCGUUUUAGGAAAAGUGUGAUAAAUGUGUUUCUUUUCUCUUCUGAAAUAUAGCUUGGUCAUGACCAUAUGAGCUAGUUGGCUGUCACUCACAUACACAGAUGCACGCACAUGCAGAAAUACGUCUAUACGCAUUUGUUUAGAUCAAAAGGGAAUUUUUUGAAAAAGAUAAACUAUUCUGACGUUGUUAAGGUAUCCGACUUACAACUCUAGGCCCCUAUUCUGCAAGAACUUAGGCAUGUGCUUAACUUCUCACCCUGAGUGUAGUUCCAUCAACUUUAGUGGGACUACUAAUAGCGUGGAAAGGUAGGCAUAAGCUUUUGCAAGAUUGGGGCCCUAGCAUUCACAUCAAGGUUUGUGUGUCAUUCAUGGAGUCCUUUUUGGUCUCCCUCUACCACUUUCUCUCUGAAGGCUCAUUGAGGCCCCAGAGGCAUCCAAUGGGACUAUUCCCAUGUUUGAAGUUGGGCACACUAUCUUGCUGAAUCAAGGCCUGCAUGAGUUUCCUCAGAAGCAAUAGCUCCAUGACUGAUCAUCUCCUUAUCCCACUCCUUCCCUUGCCUCCUCCCUUUUCAAAGGGGUAGGCGCAGACUCUACUCCACUGUGAUCCUCUUACACCAUUCCAGGACAGGUGGGCAGAAUGGUCCCUCAGGGAAUAUCUCCAGCCUAAGGGGUAGAGCUGGCAAAAUGAUUCUGUACCAUCCUUCCUAACAAGCCUGGUCUAGGGAGGAUGGCAUAGAGAGGCUGCAGUCAAAGCUCGCUGCAUUCUGGUUAUUUUCACUUUAGGGGACCAUGGAAAGUCUGAGUGUGACUUAGAGCACUAGGCUGCUCUGAUUAACACUGGAGAUGGGGCAGACCCCUGAGACAGCCACAUAAUUCCAUAGGUGCAAAGAUGGUUUUUGCGCCUACUGCAGAAUCAAAGCUGAUGCCUAGGUGGGAGAGGAAAGCCAAUUAGCUUGCUGAGGCUCAACACCGGGGUGAGCAAACAGGUGUGUGAGGUGGGUAGAGGGCUGUAAAAUAGGUUGGUUUAAUAUAUAUAAAAUCUCUCUAGGAACCAUAAAAAGGGGGAAAUCAACUAAAUUUCCCUCUGAUAUACUCUCAUUUGCUAAUAAGAUGGGGACACUCUGUUAACCAGUCCUGUACUUGCUUUGCCUUAUAUAGCCAGACAUUUAAAACAUUUUUUUUUAAAAAAGAGACUACUUGAAUUGUAUUCUAUUUUGUGGUUUUGGGGAGCGAGUGGGAGGGGCUGAGAAGGGGGAGGAUAUUAAUGUAUAAUCCUUUUGUUUAUUAAUAUUACCUUGCAACGUUGAGCCAUGAAGCCUUUGUUUUAAAAAAAAUGGCGCUGCAAUAUACAACAAAAAGCAAAGCCUUUAUUUAUUUUAUUAUUAAAUAUAUAUGAAAGAAAACUAAAAUUGGUCCAAAUUUAAAUGGUGGUCUGGGAGUGGGUGGGGAAGGCACAAAGCAAAGAACUGAUUUUUCUCUUUGUGUGUCUUUUUAAAAACAUAGUUUUUAUUUUUAAAAAGAGGGGGAAAUGGAAAAAAAAAAAAAAGCUUUCCUGGAUGCUUUGUACCAAAAAUAAAUAUUUUUUUUAAAAGUGGAAAAUACCUAUUAAGCAAAUAAAUAUCCAUCUGGAAUAUGAAGCAUGCCUUUUUUCUUUUUACUUUUAUUUAUUUUUGCUCUUGGGGAAGGGGUGGGGAGAAAGUUGUGCCAAGGGACAAUAUUCAUAAAGGCACAGAGGAAAAUUCUUUAAAUAUCCUCUCUUUUGGCUCAAUCCUGCAAGAUACUACAUAUACUCUGGCCCUGAUGUAGCAAAGCACUUAUAAGCAGAUGAGGAACCCAAAUGAAGUCAAUUGAACUCACGCAUAUUGUUAUCAUAUGCUUAUGUGAUUUGCUAGAUCCCUUUGAUAGGUUUUGCUAGGGCUCAGCGCUUCACAAGUUUUGGCCCUUUCUAAGGACCCAGUAAUAGCUGGAGUUCUGGCUUACAAGAAAAGAUAGGCCUAAGGCACCAAAGUUCAGACUCAGAUUUGAACUUCCACGUGAUUUGGGGUCUUGAAUAUUGUGGGCCUCUCUGCAGUUGUGUGGGCCGAGUUCACAGGUUGCCGCUUUGCACCUUGUGUAGUCAUUUGCACCAGUGCAAAGUGGAGGUAAAAUCCUACCACUCUCAUCUGGUUGCAGUUUCCACCCAUGCAUAAAGUGUAUGCAGAUGAUGACAAGAGCCAAUGGUGCACCAGGUCCUUGGGUCCCAGUUCAGCAAGAUACUCACACACAUGCCUAAGUGAGUGUGUGCACAGUCCCUUUGACUUCAGUGGCACUACUUGCAUGCUUAACACUAAGCCACUUGCUUAGGAGUCUUGGUGAAUCCAGCUCUCAGUCUCCAAGUGGAAAGGCUCAUGAACUUCAGAACUGAAGCCAGCAGUUGAAGUACCAGAAAAGGCUUUUAUUUGAUUUUUUUUUUUUUUUAAAUAUGCUUUAAGAGUGGAUUUUCUGGGAGGUAGUAUUCCUCUUGUGCUUUAUGAAUAUUCAACCGGGUUUUCAUUGACAUUCACCCAAGAGUAUUCUGAAUAGUUGCCUCCCUCUGAACACUUAUUUUGCUGUCUGCACAGGGAAAGGGGGUAUUUUCAGACAUUUGGUUUAACUGUACCAAAAGAGAUUUCUAAAGACUACAGCGACUCCUUACUUGGUUGCUGUUCCUUGUGUGAGCUGCCACAGUCCCUCCACGUUAGAGGGACUUUUUUAAGGCUUCAGUGCUGAAACUCAGUAGCACUAUAGAAUUAGCGUAGCGCAAAGACCUCCUCUCCUGCACGGUAUGGGCUGUUUACUCCGUGGUAGCUCUAGGGAAUAAGGGAAAGUUUUAACGCUUUCCUUGCUUCAGAAAGAAGGCUAAGGCAUCUAGAGAUGAUACAGAUAGAACCUAAAACUUCAACCAAACCUUUUCCUAUCUGCGGUCCCUGGUUCCCACUGGGAGCAUAAGCAGAAGUGCUGGAAAUACCAAAAGAAAACCCUCUCAUGAUGUUUCCAGCUUUGUAUUGAAGAUGCGAGAGGUUUGGUUCAGGUUUGGAGUAAGCAUUCAAACUCAACCUUUGAAGUUUGGCCCAUUGCUAAUUGCAUAUAGCAGGUGGAGCUGUGACGUAACACAGGAACUAAAAGGGAGUCCUGUAGCCCUAAUUUGAUCAAAGUCAUCGAGUUAAACAAAGUAUCAGUAGGUGUUUCUCCUUUUGGCUGGUUCACUUCACUUGGCCAGAAAGACUGAACGGGUUAAGCUCCAUAUGGAACUGGGCAAUGCCUGGGAUCUUUAAGGAGUGAAUGACUUACCCUUUUCUGACACAUUAUGUUGCCGGGGGCUUCUGUUUAGGGCAUUGGACCAAAUGGGCUAAGCUACAGAAAUAUUUUCUCAUCGAUAGUGUGGAUGGGGUUGGAGUCAAGAUCCUGAAAGUGAGAACGACAGGGAUUUCAAACCCUAUUUAGAAGUUCUCUUGUUAGUCCCACUAUCUGAUUCACCUUAUCCCUAUGCCUUGCAGAGCACUGAGGUCUGCUCCAGGUUACAUUGGUGUAAAUGAAGUCAAUGGAUUUAUACAAGUAGAACCGAUCAGAAUUUGUCCUUGUGCUCCUCUGUUAACUAACUACAACAGCUAUAGAUCUGGUAAGGGGCCACAUUUGCUUGUGUGGGAAGAACCAACCUAGUUAGAUGAGUAAGAGACUUGAACACCCAAUUCCCAUUAAUCGUUUGAAAAUCUCUGACCAGAAGCUUAACCCAGUUGGUCCAAGUCUGUCGCACUGAUGACAUGUCUCACACAGACUUUCCAUGUGGAACCGUGCUCGUUCAGACAGUGCUUCAGAGAGCAGAGGGCAGGGGAAGGACAAUGUCACAGCUUUUUGUUUCAGCACAGCAUCUGAAACUGCCAGCACCCUAUGGGCUUCAUGGAAUUCCUCUGGUGCCACAGAAAUAACCACAAAAAUCAUUUCUCUCCUCCUAUCCCAUUGCCAUUCUGGAUGAUGAUUUUAGGUAUUGCUUCUCUGUAGGUUUGCAGGGGGAAGCAGGGCCAGCUGUUUUCACACUAAACACCUUUGUUGGCAUUCAUUUUCAGCAUGAUACACUGGGAUUUUGGGGGUGCAACUCAUUUAUGGAAGUGGCACAACUAAUUCUUUGGCUGCAGUGUUUAAAGCGUAUAAGUUAGUGUCUCUGCAUUUGGGGAAAAUCACUUUUUCUUCGUAUACAUUAUUUUAUGGCUUGUUUGCUGGUAAACACCAGAGCUGUUCUUCCAACCUUCUGUGCAUAGCAAUAGCACUUUAGGGAUGGAGCAGGGCCCCCAACUGGUUCCAUUGUCUUAGUAUCGCACAAUAGCUUCAUCCACUUCAUCCUGCCUGAUCUCAAAGGCUCAGUCUUUUGGUGAUGGACCUAGCUGCCUCUGCACUAAAUGAAGGGAAGAAUUGUAUUUGUUGUUUAAAAAACUGGUUUUGUCAUUGUAUGUAUUACUGUCCGCUCAUGUUUUAUAUGGUGGGGGGUGGGUGGGCCGGGAAGGGUAUUAAUGUAUCUUGAAUCAUUUCACUUGUGUGCACUCAGCCUAAUAUGCAAGACUCAAACUGCCCGGAUUCUGCACCUAUUGUACUUUUCAUUUGUAUCAAUAAAGCAAUCAGUUAUAAGGUC